Molecule: messenger RNA, 1908 nt
Organism: Gilbertella persicaria
Lineage: Eukaryota; Fungi; Mucoromycota; Mucoromycetes; Mucorales; Choanephoraceae
Product: ribose 5-phosphate isomerase A-domain-containing protein
Exons: 9
Coding region: 32-1849 (605 amino acids)
Biological process (GO): regulation of DNA-templated transcription; pentose-phosphate shunt, non-oxidative branch; D-ribose metabolic process
Cellular component (GO): intracellular membrane-bounded organelle
Molecular function (GO): DNA-binding transcription factor activity, RNA polymerase II-specific; zinc ion binding; ribose-5-phosphate isomerase activity
Source: RefSeq, a predicted model, not a curated record
AUUGAAUCCUCCUAAAAAAAGACCAAAUAAGAUGCAUGUAUCUGCUGCAUGUGUGAAUUGUAAGAAAGCACAUUUGGCUUGCGAUGUAUCAAGACCUUGUAAUCGUUGUGUAGCUACAGACAAGGCUGACACUUGUCGAGACAUUCAGCAUAAAAAAAGAGGUCGACCUAAAAUGAUGCGGGAUGCCAACAAUAACAAAAUCAGACCAACAAACAAUAACAGUACUUCCACUGCUACUGGAACAUCAAAAAACAAUAAACUAAUGCUAUCAACAUCCUCUGAUGUAAUGACAGUUUCCUCUCAUGAUGUUAUGACAAUUCUGUUAUCUAUGGACUUAUGCUGUGCUAGAGUAUCUGACAAGUCUCUAGAAUACUUGGAACUCUAUCCUCAAGAAUUCUCACAUCGAUCUCUUUACGAUUUUCUUAUACCAGGUGAAAGUCAACAAACAUUAUCAAGACUUCAUCGCUGCUUACUAGAUAAUGCAGCUCAACAUCAGAAAUCAAAACAGCCAACGAACUAUAUUCGUUCUUCAUUUGAAAAGUUCUUUUCAUUCUCACUUGAGCCCCUUCUUAAUAUUGCUAAUGGUUCAUUGACACUUAAACAGACAUUAAAGUUUCGAUAUGGCCGAGACAGUAGCAAGACUGAAGAAAUGAAUUGUCGGUUCUAUCUUGGUGGUGGAUUUGGUGCCGACUUGUUUGAUUCACAUGGACUCGAUCAGCUCUAUAUUGUCUAUCAUUUAACAUCAAAUAUACCUCAUAACAUGAAUGACAUGAUACAUUUGCCACCAUUGAUUAUCAACAAUAAUGAUUCGAUGCUAGAAGAAACCGAACCAACCAAAGAGACACUCGAAGAAGCAGAAAACAGUAACAAUAGUAACAAAAUGUCUUCGCCUGUCAUGAUGAAGCGUACUGUUAGUAACAACAAUAACAAUACAAUUCAUUUACCGCUCAUCUCUUCCAGUCCAAACUAUGAAAACACCAAGAAUAAAUCACUAUUAGAUCGCUUUCGGUACAAUACACAAUCUCAAUCCCAACAGUUUAUUCAUCCUAAUGAACUCUAUUAUCUCAAGACAACAUCAAGUAGAUUAUCUUCAGAAGCUAUUGCUCGUACUGCUUAUCCUUAUCUAUCAAAAGCAUCUUCAAAUACCACCGGCAAAGGAAAGAAGUUAGCUGCUUAUCGCGCUGUAGACGAAUACAUCAACGCUGAUCAAAAAGUAGUUGGUAUUGGGUCUGGUUCAACUGUUGUUUAUGUCGUCGAACGUAUCUUACAACGUCCCGAAUUAAAACACAUUGUCUAUAUUCCUACUUCAUUUCAAUCAAAAAUCUUGAUUCUUGAAGGUGGUCUUCAACUCGGUAGUAUUGAACAACAUCCUGAAAUUGAUGUGACCAUUGAUGGUGCUGAUGAAGUGGACGAAGAUUUAAAUGCAAUCAAAGGAGGUGGAGCUUGUCAAUUUCAAGAAAAAGUGAUUGCUGAAGCAGCCAAAAAGUUUGUGAUUGUUGCUGAUUUCAGAAAGAAAAGCAAGAAGCUUGGUACAGGUUGGACAAAGGGUGUUCCAAUUGAAGUUGUGCCCAUGACAUAUAGGUCUCUCAUGAAGACUAUUGAAACCAAGUUAUCAGUUAAGCCUAUCAGUGCUAAACUUCGUAUGGCUGUCAAUAAAGCAGGUCCUGUUGUGACAGACAAUGGUAAUUUUGUGAUUGAUGCACACUUUGGUACGAUCAAAAAUCCUCAAGAAUUGUUAAAGGAACUCAAAUUGUUGACCGGUGUUUAUGAAGUUGGAUUGUUCUGCAAUAUGGCAGAAAAGGCUUAUUUUGGUGAAGAAAAUGGUUCUGUUGAUAUUUGGUUCAAAUAAAACCAAGUUCUUUUUUUUUUAUAACCUAAAAAACAGGAGAGCGUAUUUUUUUUUUUUUU